Molecule: messenger RNA, 1871 nt
Organism: Thermothelomyces thermophilus ATCC 42464
Lineage: Eukaryota; Fungi; Ascomycota; Sordariomycetes; Sordariales; Chaetomiaceae
Exons: 5
Coding region: 271-1605 (444 amino acids)
Biological process (GO): G protein-coupled receptor signaling pathway; cell surface receptor signaling pathway
Cellular component (GO): membrane
Molecular function (GO): G protein-coupled receptor activity
Source: RefSeq, a predicted model, not a curated record
ACUGUGUCCGAACACUUCUGGCCGGGGAAAAAGGGGGCAUUUGACCGCCGCGUGGCGUGGCGCGGAACGGAAUCCUGAUAUAGGGAGCGGAACGAGAGGAGAUUCAAGAUGGCGAACGCGACAUUCGAUUGUCCAUUACCCUUCCUCGCCGAGUCAAAAUACUCGGAUGGCGGCUUCGUGGAUGGAAGAAUAUGCCAAGAUGUUCUCGGCGUCAGUUGCUGUCUGCCAUGCCCCUUUACGGACUGGACGUACCCCGACAGCUUCCGGGACAUGACAACGGCGGCAAAUUGGGUGGCUGUGGCGAGCACCAUUUGCUGCGUUUUUCUGCUGCUCUCGUGGGCCGUGCUACCGGUCGACAAGACAUACAGGCACUAUCUGAGCAUCAGCCUCACCGCCGGCGUCGUGUGCAUGAAUCUCGGUUUCGUCAUUCCACUCGCCGGUAACCCGCCGCAAUGUUACGACGACAUCACACCCAACUCGAUGUCGACGGGAUCGAUCUGUGCGGCCUCGGGCUUCUUCCUCAUCUUUGGCGGCUGGGCAGGCGUGAUGUGGGUCUUCCUGCGCGCACUGUCUCUCCAUCUCCAGAUCUGCUGGCAGCUCGUCGUCGGGCGCAAUUUCAUGUGGUUCGCUCAGGCCGUCGGCUGGGGCAUUCCCGUGAUUGGCGUCAUCAUCGCCUUCAUCCUCAGCGGCGUGUCGUUCAGGUUUGGCCCGACAUGUCACAUCAACCACAAGAACAGCCUGGCGGACCUCUGGAUUCCGUUGCUGGUCUUCGCGUCCUUGACCAUCGUCAUCCAAUUCGCCACCUUUGGUUACUGCAUCAAGGUCUACCUCGCCUCGCUUGCCGACAACAGCGCCUCAACCGAAGGCUCCGGCAUGCCCUCGUACACGAACAGCAUCCGAACAAUGACCCCCAAGCAGGCGUACCGACGUGUGCGGCGCGUCAUUGCUCUGCAAUGGAGAGGCAUUGCCAUUGUCCUCAUCAUCGUCGCCGACGUCAUCUUCUUCUCGAUUGUUUUCGUGUUCCAGGACAAUACGGUGGAAGCUGUGAUGAGAGACAAGAGCCUCGCGUGGGACUGGGUCUCGUGUCUGGUAAUGAAUGGCGGCGACAAAGUUCCGUGUCUGGACGAGGCGAGCGCGCUCGCUGUCAACAUGGCGACGACUGGCGCCGUUCUGUUCCUCCUAGGGAUGAACGGAAUCUGGCUCCUCCUUCUGCUUGGCCGCUGGUCGAUGGUCACCGGCUGGCGCGACAUGUUGAUCUCGGUUCCCAAGCGGAGCCAGAGGGAAUUUGUCUCAGUCGAUGCGCGGCUGGACGAUCUCAAGAAAGAUACACUGACCCCCAUCUCCCCGAUACAGGCGAGAUCGACGACGACGGGGAGCCCGCAAAAUCAUGAGUACGUUCAGAUGCCCACCCCUGAUGGGCGCCGGACCCCGGAUUACUUUGGCAAUACCGCCCGGUAUCACACCCCCGCGAGGUCAUUUUCGAGCCCACGGCCGCCCCAACAACAAACGGUGACAUGGGAUGCCCGUGAAACCUACGCAAGGCCGACGUCGCCGUACACGCAGCAGGAUCGAUACAUGAACCCGCUGGGUAUGAACAGGAUAUGAAAAUGACGACGACGACACGAAACACCAACACUCUUUCUUUCUUUUCAUUUACCUUUCACUUCGCUACUUUACAAGCGAUGGCAGGCGAGCCGAGCCGUUAAUGGAAGGAGCUCACUCAAAACCGCCCCUCCAAAUCUUCGCCGACUGCCUUGCUGGCCAUUGUGUAAAAAAGAAUCACGGCACCUCGACAACCCACGUGAGUCCCGAUACCUGAACCACACGAGCAGUCGAAUGCAGGUUUGCGGAAGCCUCGGUCGUGUGGGUCG